Messenger RNA from Penicillium manginii, 912 nucleotides. Its product is annotated as glycoside hydrolase family 75 protein. The annotation marks the transcript as partial. Gene Ontology annotation, molecular function: chitosanase activity. The record is from RefSeq and is a predicted model, not a curated record. Lineage: Eukaryota; Fungi; Ascomycota; Eurotiomycetes; Eurotiales; Aspergillaceae. The transcript has 6 exons.
AUGGCUCUCAAUAUUUGGGUUCUACUAGCUUGUCUAGGAUUGAUCAAUCCGGUUUUCUCACAAAGUGUGGACGGCUCGAAACAUAACGAUCCAACUACCGGACUACCUAGUAGCUAUUUCGCCGCCGCUACUACUGUCCCUGUCGCUGCACUACAAAGUGCGGCUGCGAAGGCCAACAUAGCAGCAAAAGAUGCCACUUAUCCCAUCAAUGCGAACAGUGGCGCUAAGCGCGUCACCAUUCAUAAGGACUGGACAAGCUUCAGUGAAGGUGCGGCUUUUGUGUGGGUCGCCGAUAUGGAUGUGGAUUGCGAUGGUAUCGACUACAAGUGCAAGGGAAACCCAGAUGGGCAGUCCGAGACUAACUUUGGCGCCCUUGCGGCUUACGAAGUUCCAUUUAUCGUGAUUCCUGAUACAUUCGGGACUACUUACAAAAGUGAUCUCUCCGGCAAUAAUGUAGCUGCCGUGAUAUGUGAUAACAAGAUGUUUUAUGGCAUCUAUGGGGAUUCCAAUUCUGAUGACCCGGAAGUCAUCGGGGAAGCGUCAUGGCUAAUGGCGCGAACUUGCUUCCCUGGUGAUAACCUCAAUGGGAACAGUGGUCAUGGGAAUGCUGAUGUUACCUAUAUUAUCUUCACUGGAAAUGAUGCUGUUUUCCCCAGUAGCUCUCUCAAUAAGAACUACAUGACUAACUUUAGCACCUUACGCUGCAUGGGAGACAAUCUCGUGACCGCGCUUGUUAGGAAUUUGGAUCUAGGCUCGGGUGGUUCCAACAGCACCUCUACGACGACCUCAGCGGGACCCGGGCCCACUGGCUCGUGUUCUUGGUCUGGCCACUGCGCGGGCAAUUCUUGCUCUUCCGCUGAUGACUGUUCAGGGGAUCUAGUCUGUACGAACGGGAAAUGUGCAUCGGGGGAA